Thrips palmi is the source of this 1517-nucleotide messenger RNA. RefSeq names its product glycine receptor subunit alpha-2-like. Gene Ontology annotation, cellular component: synapse; membrane; neuron projection. NCBI's taxonomy places the organism in Eukaryota, Metazoa, Arthropoda, Insecta, Thysanoptera, Thripidae. Gene Ontology annotation, molecular function: extracellular ligand-gated monoatomic ion channel activity; neurotransmitter receptor activity; transmembrane signaling receptor activity. Gene Ontology annotation, biological process: regulation of membrane potential; nervous system process; signal transduction. The transcript has 9 exons. The coding region runs from base 75 to 1385 and encodes 436 amino acids. The record is from RefSeq and is a predicted model, not a curated record.
CGCCGGGCCUGGAGCCCCCGGACCCCAUCGGGCCGCCCGCCCUCGACGGCGAGGUGCAGUCUCACGAGGUGGCGAUGCACCACCCGCCGGGGCAGCGCCUGCAGAUGUCCGUGCACAAGCAGCUGGAGCAGCUGGUCAGUCGGCUGUGCGACAGGGACCGCGGCCGGAACCACUUCUUCGAGCUGCACAACCCUCCCAUCACGGAGGAAGACUUGAUGCCCACCAUGGCGCCGGAGACGGCCCUCUCGCUCAGGGACAUCCUGCCCAUCAACCCCAAGAACUACGACAAGAACCGGGCGCCGAAGCUGGCGGGGCAGCCCACCAUCGUGUACUUCCACGUCACCGUGCUGUCGCUGGACUCCAUCAACGAGGAGUCCAUGACGUACGUGGCCGACAUCUUCCUGGCGCAGUCCUGGCGCGACCCUCGCCUCCGACUGCCCGAGAACAUGAGCGAGGAGUACCGCAUCCUGGACGUGGAGUGGCUGCACGACAUCUGGAGGCCCGACUGCUUCUUCAAAAACGCCAAGAAGGUCACCUUCCACGAGAUGAGCAUCCCCAACCACUACCUCUGGCUCUACCAUGACAAGACACUGCUCUACAUGUCCAAGCUCACACUGGUGCUGUCGUGUGCUAUGAAGUUCGAGUCUUACCCUCACGACACUCAAAUAUGCUCAAUGUCAAUAGAAAGUUUAUCCCAUACGGUGCACGACCUGGUGUUCAUCUGGAACAUGACGGACCCCCUGGUGGUGAACCCCGAGAUCGAGCUGCCGCAGCUGGACAUCUCCAACAACUACACCGCGGACUGCACCAUAGAGUACUCCACCGGCAACUUCACCUGCCUGGCGGUCGUCUUCAACCUGCGGCGGCGCCUCGGCUACCACCUGUUCCACUCGUACAUCCCCUCGGCCCUCAUCGUCAUCAUGUCCUGGAUCUCCUUCUGGAUCAAGCCGGAGGCCAUCCCCGCGCGCGUCACCCUGGGCGUCACCUCGCUGCUCACGCUGGCGACGCAGAACACCCAGUCGCAGCAGUCCCUGCCCCCCGUCUCGUACGUCAAGGCCAUCGACGUGUGGAUGUCGUCGUGCUCCGUGUUCGUCUUCCUCUCCCUCAUGGAGUUCGCCGUCGUCAACAACUACAUGGGCCCCGUGGCCACCAAGGUCAUGAAGGGCUACUCGGAGGACGACAUCCAGGCCGCGGUGGAGGACAUGAAGGGGCUGGAGCCCGGCGCGCGCAGCCCGCUCCGCGCGCAGUCCGUGCCCACCGUGCCACAGUACGACACGUGCUGCAACGGCCGCGAGACGGCGCUGUACAUCGACAAGGCCUCGCGGUUCUUGUUCCCCUUCGCCUUCUUCAUCCUCAACAUCGCCUACUGGUCCACCUUCUUGUAGACCAACCCAACGCUGUUACACUGUUAACGGGCUCGUUGUGUUCAUGUUCAUGUUCACCCUGCUCCCACAGUGGGCCAGAAGACCGAUGGAGGCGGUCAAAAUCCUGGACGCGUUUUGAGCUCCAGAGUCGCU